GACCUUUCAUUCUUGCAUGCUAAUGCGAUUACCAGCGUCGGUGACGAGAGAGCGGAGUUUGUUUUCGACUUCUCGAGCGAUUCACAAAAAAUGUGAGCAAGUUAACAGAAAGUGUGUUUCGUCGAAUGAUGAUUCCAACGUCUUACCAGCCUAUAGGAUCUGACUCACCUUCAGAGAACGACGACAACCACGACGAAGAAUUAGAAGACUCGCGACAGUCGACAUGGCGAAGAGCUAUUCAAAGAGUGCGCCAUAUAGAUAAGAGCUUUGUGGUAUCAAAAGCUUUCUAUUUUUUCUUCUACACCGCAUUAGGUUCGCUUUUUCCGUUUUUUAGCCUAUACUACAAACAACUAUGGCUGACUCCUGGGCAGAUUGGCCUUUUGCUUGCUCUGAGACCCGCCGUCAAACUUGUAUGCUUGCCGUUGUGGAAAAUGGUUACGGAUCGAUUCAGUAGGCCAAAAGUGGUGUACUUCAUCUCAAUUUUCGGUUGGAUCAUUGGUUAUUACGGCCAGUCCUUUGUUUUUCCGACCAAAUUACCUUGUUAUGGUUCUGCAACAGAAAUUUCAGCCAUUCAAGAUAUUGCAUUUUCGACCCCAGCUUCAAAUAUAAACAGACUCAACUCUACCGCCAAAUCUAGCAACAUUACAACAAGGGAACUUACUUUGAACAAACAUUUGUCUACUUUUGUACAAAAAUGGGACCCAAAAAGUUAUCAGAAAUUAAGCAAAAUGAAGAAAACAGAUGGGAAUUUAUUGGAAAGUGUCGUUAAAUCGGAAGACGCUUCUUCGAAAGCAAAACGUUUAACGUGGUCGCAAUUGAAUGGUCAUUAUGCAAAUAUCGACACAGAUGCAAAAUCAAGAAAGAGGAGCUUUGUUCAGCGAAGUGAAAGUACUUUUAACUUAUUUCCACGCGAAGACGCAUCAAUUGACGAUUUUAGAAAAGUCAUUAACGAUCCACAAAAUGAUAAUCGAGGAAAAAAACUUGUACUCAAGUCAGAUUCAGCACAGGAAAACAUCGUAACGAAGCAUAAAAACAAUGAGCUGCGGCCCUACGAAACAGUGAACGAUAUGCAGAGAAGUCCAAGACCAAGUGAAGAUUUCCGCGUCAAAUACAAUACCUGGGUUUUUCGUACUCUCAUUUUAAUAGUAAUUCUUACAGAAAUCAUAACGACACCUACGCCAAUGCUAGCAGACAAUGCUAUCGUAAGAUCUCUGGUGGAAACUGACAGUGUGUAUGGUAAACAAAGACUUUUUGGUUCUCUGGGACUCAGCUUAGCUGCAAUACUUGUCGCUGUGUGGGUGUCGUUGGAAACUGACUGUGUGCAUACAGACACCAUCAACUAUGUCCCGUGUUUUCACCUCUUUGAGAUUGCCAUUGGAGCUACGGUUUUGGUUUCGCUCUGCGUUGAAUUUAAUAGACCUCUUGAAGAGAAUCCGAACGAAUUUGACUUCAAAGACGCGAUGAAGCUGUUUAAAAACUUCAAAAACGGCGUGUUUAUUGUUACACUGUUCUUGUUUGGAUGUUUCCACAGCCUUCAGAAUUCGUUCUUGUUCUGGUAUCUUCAAGAUCUUGGUGGAACCCCUACCUUAUUCAGUGUUAUCCUGCUCAUUUAUUGCCUGGCUGAGGUAGUAAUGUAUUUCAUUUCGGGGUACGUGGGUGAGGCUAUUGGUCAACAAGGAAUCAUCUGCCUGGCUUUCGCCUGUUACACAGCCAGGUACCUCAUGUACUCCUACCUGAAAGAUCCUUGGCUUGUAAUUCCUAUGGAGAUGGUUCAAGGGAUUACUUAUGGAGGAGUGUGGUCCAUUGCCACGGUUUAUGUGAACGCGCCACCAGAAGCGACGCCCAUGGUUCAAAGCAUUCUUCAUGGAAGCUACUGGGGCCUGGGAAUGGCUCUCGGUUCAGGAAUCAGUGGUGUAAUCAUCGAUUUCACCAGCCCGCGCUCCAUGUUCCUCGUUGCAGCAGCAAUCUGUUUCCUACUGUGCAUGUUUCACUUAGGAAUUGACAUUUAUAACAAAAUGAAAGCUUUAGAGGAAGAGCAAGCUCAAAGGCUGGCAGUUCAACGCGGUGAAGCAAAGCCGUCUAAAUCCCAUGAAAGUGCCUUUAUCGGGGCAGCGGCUGCUCCAUUAGUGCCAUGCCUUCUUUACGGCAGAUAGCGUUGAAACAUUUUUGUAAUUCGCAUUUAAAAUUUUUCCACGUUCAUUUGGAGAAAUCUUGUAAGGUCACUAACUUUGUCGAACUUUGGUUCUCUGUCUGUCCAAGUUAUUUCGUUCUUAAAUUUUGUUAAGGGAGUAAAACAAUAUUUAAAACAAGAACUACAUACAUAGCAUUUGUACCUAGAAACAUAUUUAAAACAGUAAAGGUACGGUCAGUU
Molecule: messenger RNA, 2371 nt
Organism: Pocillopora verrucosa
Lineage: Eukaryota; Metazoa; Cnidaria; Anthozoa; Scleractinia; Pocilloporidae
Product: major facilitator superfamily domain-containing protein 6-A
Cellular component (GO): membrane
Molecular function (GO): transmembrane transporter activity
Source: RefSeq, a predicted model, not a curated record